This is a messenger RNA of Pararge aegeria (speckled wood butterfly), 1152 nucleotides long. RefSeq lists its product as uncharacterized. The record is from RefSeq and is a predicted model, not a curated record. Bases 1 to 615 code for a protein of 204 amino acids. The transcript has 5 exons. NCBI's taxonomy places the organism in Eukaryota, Metazoa, Arthropoda, Insecta, Lepidoptera, Nymphalidae.
AUGACUACGAUCAGCACGAGGUCGAAGUCUCCAACACGUUCGGAAGCAAUCGCCAAGUCGCUUGUACCAGUACCAACCUUUUGCACUGGUGUGCUUCAAGGAAAUUGGGUCGAGGACAGAAUCGAGUGUCCCAAAGGUGGUACCUAUUAUUUUCCACCUAAAGAAAGGAUCGACUACGAGAAAUUAAAGCCAGAAUCAAGGCAGCUUGAUUUCCGCUUAAAUAAAUUAAACGGUUUGCAGGGCUACGUUCACGCAGUAGUCCGUCACGACAGUCACGCCACCUGCGGCAACUUCGCCACCACGACUGACGUUGUGUACAACCAUCUUCCGAAACCAUUGUGUGGACCUAUCCAGCGUUAUUACAAACGCAGCGCCCACCAGUUCUACCCGCAGCCGGAUCUUAUGAAAUGCUUCGGCAACGUAACAGAAUGGGGCCUGAAGAAAUAUCUUGAACACGAGUGGAAGUGCACUGACGUGUCGGACUAUUCGUCGACUUUGUAUGAAGAUACCUAUGUCCCGCCAAUGCCUCAUCAGUAUCUUCAACGUUGCGAAAGAAAGGCCAGGAAUUCGAGCUUCACAAAAAGUUUUCGCUACAAGAUGACAAAAUCAAAAUAAUGAUAACAUCAAGAAUCAUUUUCUUCAUCACUCUUUGCAAAAAUUACUAGUCUUUAAAUAUCACAUUUUGUUCGAGAGAGGACAGUGACGUCCGUAUAAAAAUUGUAACAAUACAAUAAUUCUUAAUGCUUUCAUAUAACACGGCCAUCACCCGGCACCAACCAACAGAGAUCAGCAGACACUUACACACUAACUUCACUCAGACAUUACAACUAAUAACCGCUUACAAUCUAAAUGAAUUUAAUACUAUAUAAUUUAACGAAGUUACUUAACAUAAUGGCAGUUCAUGAUACUGUAGUAUAUAAAAACAAUCAAAGAAUAAAAAGGCGAAGUGUUAGUUGAACGCAAUAGUUACUAUGCCAAUCUGACUAGCAGUUGAGCAUAAAGACACUGGCACACUUAAAACACGCCACCCGAACCGACGCCCCGCGAUUAUAUGAAUAAGUGAAUAAUGGAAACUACUAUUUUCCAUGAACAGUACCGUGAGUAAGUGAUAAUGUACUCGAAUUCAUAUCUAAUCCUUAUUUGGAUACACAU